This is a messenger RNA of Amphimedon queenslandica, 1810 nucleotides long. Its product is annotated as sperm-associated antigen 6-like. Gene Ontology annotation, biological process: neuron projection extension; filopodium assembly; sperm axoneme assembly. Gene Ontology annotation, molecular function: microtubule binding. The transcript is spliced from 15 exons. Bases 61 to 1596 code for a protein of 511 amino acids. Lineage: Eukaryota; Metazoa; Porifera; Demospongiae; Haplosclerida; Niphatidae. The record is from RefSeq and is a predicted model, not a curated record. Gene Ontology annotation, cellular component: axoneme; sperm principal piece; acrosomal vesicle.
GCUAAGCGACUGAUAAACUGUAGCUGUGGAGUAUCUUCUCGAGUUCUUUUCUCUUCUAUUAUGAGUCAGCGACAGGUCCUACAGGUUUUUGAAAGAUACCAAAAGUCCAGGACAGAAUUCGUCCAAACAGUGGCUGAGCUGGCUUCCAGGCCACAGAAUAUUGAAACACUACAAAAUGCUGGAGUGAUGCAGCUACUUCGUCCAUUAUUGCUAGAUACUGUUUCAUCAGUACAGCAGACUGCUGCCCUUGCCUUGGGCCGUCUAGCCAACUACAAUGAUGAUUUAGCUGAGGCUGUUGUAAAAGGAGACAUAUUACCACAGCUGGUCUAUUCACUCGCUGAACAAAAUAGAUUCUAUAAGAAAGCUGCUUCAUUUGUGCUACGUGCUGUAGCAAAGCAUUCACCAGAGUUGGCACAGCAAGUAGUAGAUUGUGGUGCUCUUGAUGCACUGGUCAUAUGUCUUGAAGAGUUUGACCCUGGAGUGAAGGAGUCAGCAGCCUGGGCUCUAGGAUACAUCGCCCGCCAUAAUGCAGAGUUGUCACAGGCAGUCGUUGAUGCUGGAGCAGUUCCUUUGCUUGUGCUUUGUAUUCAAGAGCCAGAGAUAUCACUCAAGAGGAUAACAGCAUCAGCUCUUAGCGAUAUUAGCAAACAUAGCCCUGAGUUGGCACAGACUGUGGUGGAUGCUGGGUCUAUUGUUCAUCUUGCUAGACUCAUUGAAAACUCUGAUGCUAGACUAAAGCGUCAAGUUUUUUCUGCUCUGAGUCAAAUAUCAAAGCAUUCAGUGGAAUUGGCUGAGAUGGUUGUCGAGGCUGAAAUAUUUCCUGUUGUACUUAAUUCAUUAACAGACUCUGAUGAAUAUGUAAAGAAGAAUGUUGCUACUCUGAUUCGUGAGAUUGCUAAACACACCCCUGAAUUGUCUCAGUUGAUAGUUAAUUCAGGAGGUGUGGCUGCAGUCGUUGAUUACAUUGGUGAAGCUAAAGGCAAUGUCCGUCUCCCUGGAAUAAUGAUGCUAGGAUACGUCGCAGCGCAUUCUGAGAACCUGGCUAUGGCAGUCAUCGUAUCUAAGGGUGUAGUCCAACUAUCCAUCAUACUAUCAGACGAGCCAGAGGAUCACAUACUAGCAGCCACGGCCUGGGCACUGGGACAGAUUGGUAGGCACAGUCCUGAGCACGCCAAAGCAAUAGCACUAGCUAAUGCACUCCCUCGUCUACUCAAGCUAUACCUUGACAUAUCCAGCUCUGAAGAUCUCCAAUCAAAGUCUAAAAAAGCUCUUAAGAGUAUUCUACGUCGCUGUACUCACCUCCCAGCACUGGAGCCACUCCUUCACGAAGCACCUCCUAACAUUCUUAAACAUGUAGCUGGUCAGUUUUCAAAGAUAUUACCACACGAUCCAAAGGCAAGGAGACUUUUUGUCACCACUGGAAGUCUUAAAAAGAUACAGGAGAUUAAUGCUGAAGCAGGUUCUGUGUUACAAGAAUACAUCAAUGACAUUAACAAGUGUUAUCCUGAAGAGAUUGUGAGAUACUAUUCUCCUGGUUACUCUGAGAAGCUCCUUGAAAGGAUUGAUGACUACAAUCCAACAUCAACCACCACAUAGCACCUCUUCUCCACUCCUCCUCCUCCUCCUCCUCCCUCCUCUCUCUCACUCAUAGCAAACUAUAAAGUUUAUUGUAAAUUCUACUCUACACACAUACACAUGAACAGUUACACUGUAUAUCUGAAUGACAAGUAACAUAAUUUUCUGUACUGUAGCUAUUAUUAUUAUUAUUAUUAUUAUUUAGUAUUAUUAAAUACAAUUGUUAUGCUCGUGA